AUGGCUGCCACUACCAAUAACCCCAAAGACAGAAACCUCAUCGCCGUCAUUGGAGACGAGGACACAGUCACAGGCAUGCUUCUUGCCGGAAUAGGCAAUGUGGAUAAAGAUCACGAAAAGAACUUUAUGAUCGUAGACUCGAAGACACAAGGAAGUGUCAUCCAGAGCACAUUCAAUAAAUUCACAGAGAGGAAGGACGUUGCCAUUCUCCUGAUCAACCAGCACGUUGCUGAACGGAUAAGGUCAGACGUCGACAAGUAUACAGCUGCGUUCCCUGCACUCCUGGAGAUUCCCAGUAAGGACCACCCAUACGACCCCGCCAAGGACUCGGUCUUGAAACGUGUACAGAAACUGAGAGGAGACUAG
This is a messenger RNA of Cryptococcus wingfieldii CBS 7118, 366 nucleotides long. RefSeq names its product V-type ATPase, F subunit. Gene Ontology annotation, biological process: proton transmembrane transport. Gene Ontology annotation, molecular function: proton-transporting ATPase activity, rotational mechanism. Gene Ontology annotation, cellular component: proton-transporting V-type ATPase, V1 domain; fungal-type vacuole membrane. Bases 1 to 366 code for a protein of 121 amino acids. NCBI's taxonomy places the organism in Eukaryota, Fungi, Basidiomycota, Tremellomycetes, Tremellales, Cryptococcaceae. The transcript is spliced from 5 exons. The record is from RefSeq and is a predicted model, not a curated record.